AUGACAUAUGCAGCUGGUACACUUCCAUAUUCAGUCAACGUCGGCGAUUUCAAUAGUGAUAACCGAUUAGAUAUCGUUGUUGUAAACUCUGGCAAUCCCAACAUGGGUAUCUUUUUUGGGUAUGGCAAUGGAAAUUUCCCAGCACAAGUUACAUAUUCAGUUAGUCCUCUUAUUUCUCCCUACUCUGUUGCUGUUGGUGACUUCAACAAUGAUAACCGACUAGACGUAGCUCUCAGCGAUCGGAGUGGUAGCAGCUUUGGUGUCUUACUUGGGAAUGGGAAUGAAACUUUCCGAGCAAUUAUAACAUAUUCAACCGGCUCUGUAUCUUACGCAAUCGCUGUUGGUGAUUUCAACAACGAUAGUAAACUAGAUAUUGUUAUUGCCAAUUUUGCCACUAACAACAUCGGUAUAUUUCUUGGCAAUGGUAAUGGAACUUUUGGAGCACAAAAAACAUUUUCAACUAGCUCAUCUCCUUACUCAAUCGCUGUUGGUGAUUUCAAUAAUGAUAGUCGAUUAGAUAUUGCUGUCGCUAAUUCUGCCAGUACUAAUAUGGGAAUUUUUCUUGGUGGUGGAAAUGGAAAUUUUACAGCACAAACAACCUUCGCCACAGGCUCAAGUCCGUAUUCUCUUGCAGUUGGUGAUUUCAACAGUGACAAUCGAUUAGAUGUUGUUGUCGUCAAUUUUGCCAAUGCUAAUAUUGGCAUUUUUCUCUCACAGGGAAAUGGAAGUUUCGCAGCACAAAGAACAUUCGCCACAGGCUCAAGUCCGUAUUCUGUUGCAGUUGGUGAUUUCAAUAACGACAAUCGAUUAGAUGUCGUUGUUGCUAAUGCAGGCAGUGCUACUGUGAGCAUUCUUCUUGGCUACGGUAACGGAAGUUUCGCAACGCAAAUGGCAUUUGCGAGUGGCUUGUAUCCGACCUCAGUCGUCGUCGGUGAUUUCAAUAACGACACUCAAGCGGAUAUUGCAGAUGGGAAUAGUAGUGGUGCAAGUGUUACUGUUUUUCUGCAGACCUGUUAA
Rotaria socialis is the source of this 1017-nucleotide messenger RNA. Lineage: Eukaryota; Metazoa; Rotifera; Eurotatoria; Philodinida; Philodinidae. The record is from the annotation of a GenBank genome assembly.